AUGCUAUCUUUGACUACCAUCAAGCCUAGGGACAGAGAUUGCUACUCGAUUACUAAGCAGCUUACUGAGCAGACUGCGAUCCUCAAGGACAGUCAGGACUUUUCUUUAGCCGAAUCUCUACAACGCGAAAUCCAAAAGGCAAAGCAAGACAUUCUUCAGAAGCUUAGCGUAGCAGAGGAUGCACGGCAGGCUUUUGAGCGUGAUUGUUUAGAGCAAGCUCAAAAGCUAGCCAUGACGUCCGAACAGAAAGCGUGGGCCGAAAACGAGGCUCUUCUUCAAAAGGAGAUAGAGGAGAGCAUUGCACAACUCCAAGAGGACCAAGAGGUCGAGCUAAGGCGUCUAGAGUCUAAACUUUCAUCAGACAACCCGAAGGUCUAUUUUUCCUCUAAGGUUCUUGGGUUACGGAAGGAAGCAGCCACCCUCUUUAAGCUCAAAGAGUUUGAGAGAGCCAAGGAGUCUGCUGCUCUGGCGGACAAGGAGGAGAAGGCCUUUCUGGCCCAGCUAGAGCGUGAGCGGGUGAAGAAAGCGGACAUCGAAAGGAAAAAGCUUUAUGACAAGCACGAUAAGGAGAUAGCUGUGCUAGAGUAUAGAAACUAUCUCAAAUUCUGUGAGUUCUGGACCACACGAAACGCGGCCUUGGCUGCUACAGCACAGAGGGGAAAGAAUUUCAAGCAAGAUCUAGACAUCGCGCACAAAGAGGAGUACAUCAACUUGCGAGCUCGUUGUGUUGAUAGGGACAUUGUUUCCAAUCGUAAAAGCUAUCAAUCGGCAUCAGCAACGUUUCGAGGCUCUUCCUUUCUCAAGCUCGCUCGCACACACGCCAGUGCGAACGAGUAA
Messenger RNA from Giardia duodenalis, 837 nucleotides. RefSeq lists its product as uncharacterized. Bases 1 to 837 code for a protein of 278 amino acids. Lineage: Eukaryota; Fornicata; Diplomonadida; Hexamitidae. The record is from RefSeq and is a predicted model, not a curated record. The transcript has a single exon.